GUUCUCUACCGCACACAUACGCUUGAUAAUAAUAAUAAGAAAUCUUAAGCAAUCCACUGAAGAUCUCUUCCUCGAAGACGUGUAUUUUGAGAAUGACACCGACUCUUUUGCCGUCGCAGUCACUGUGAUCUGCAAGAAGUGAGUAGGCGUCUAUUCACAUGCAUUUGCUCGAACGCACUUACGUAGCGGUCGCACUCUCGUGUGGUGAACAGACAACUCCAAUUACACCGCCAUGAGCCCAUGGCAGCUCCAGCAACACCCAAAAAGUUGAAACACAUGAAACUCGCGGUGCCGUCGAUGUAACCAAAUUUUUUCUCUUCUCCGGUAUUAUCACACACAAUUCCCAACAUCGCCCUCCCGGUUCCGUAUCACUUGGCGCCCGUGUUUCCCUCUUACCUCACAGAACGCUGCGAUCAGUUCGUUCUAGCUCAUUUGCGUGUAUACCUUUCCGUAAGAAAUAAGGAAACACACUUUUUUGUUCACAGAAACAUUAUUAUUAUUAACUAUUUUCGAUCUCCUACUUCACAGUUUCUCAGCCGUGUUUACUGCUCAACGGCAGCGACAUCUUCUUCACAGAAACUAACGUAAGCUAAGGUGUAAGGCACACAACGUUGAAAGGAUUUUAACUGUUAGUCGUAAACAUCUCCCUUCGUCGUUAUUCAAGGGAACUACAAUCUCUAUUUUAUUAAAGCCUCACAUAUUGUCAUCAACAAUGUUCGCUCGUCGUGUUUGCGGGAGCGCCGCGGCCACCGCUGCGUGCCUGGUGCGCCGCGCGUCGGACAAGGUGCAGGGCGACGUGAUCGGCGUUGAUCUCGGCACGACGUACAGCUGCGUUGCGACGAUGGACGGCGACAAGCCGCGUGUGCUGGAGAACACGGAGGGCUUCCGCACGACGCCGUCCGUUGUUGCGUUCAAGGGCAGCGAGAAGCUUGUGGGGCUUGCUGCGAAGCGCCAGGCCAUCACGAACCCGCAGUCGACGUUCUACGCGGUGAAGCGGCUGAUCGGGCGCCGCUUCGAGGACGAGCACAUCCAGGCGGACAUCAAGAACGUGCCGUACAAGAUCAUACGCGCUGCGAACGGCGACGCGUGGGUGCAGGACGGGAACGGGAAGCAGUACUCGCCGUCGCAGAUCGGUGCGUUUGUGCUGGAGAAGAUGAAGGAGACGGCGGAGAACUUCGUGGGGCACAAGGUGAGCAACGCGGUGGUGACGUGCCCCGCGUACUUCAACGACGCGCAGCGCCAGGCGACGAAGGACGCGGGUACGAUUGCGGGCCUGAACGUGAUCCGCGUGGUGAACGAGCCGACUGCUGCGGCGCUUGCGUACGGCAUGGACAAGACGAAGGACACGCUGAUCGCGGUGUACGACCUCGGCGGCGGCACGUUCGAUAUCUCCGUGCUGGAGAUCGCCGGUGGCGUGUUCGAGGUGAAGGCGACGAACGGCGACACGCACCUUGGCGGCGAGGACUUCGACCUGACGCUGUCGGACUACAUCCUGGAGGAGUUCCGCAAGACGAGCGGGAUCGACCUGAGCAAGGAGCGCAUGGCGCUGCAGCGCGUGCGUGAGGCCGCGGAGAAGGCGAAGUGCGAGCUGUCGUCUGCGAUGGAGACGGAGAUCAACCUGCCGUUCAUCACUGCGAACGCUGACGGCGCGCAGCACAUCCAGAUGCACGUGAGCCGCAGCAAGUUCGAGUCGAUCGUGGAGAAGCUGAUCACGCGCUCUGUUGCGCCGUGCAAGCAGUGCAUGAAGGACGCGGGCGUGGAGCUGAAGGAGAUCAACGACGUGGUGCUUGUGGGCGGGAUGACGCGGAUGCCGAGGGUGAUCGAGGAGGUGAAGAAGUUCUUCGGCCGCGAGCCGUUCCGCGGCGUGAACCCUGACGAGGCGGUGGCGCUCGGCGCUGCGACGCUGGGCGGCGUGCUGCGCGGCGACGUGAAGGGCCUCGUGCUGCUGGACGUGACGCCGCUGUCGCUGGGCAUCGAGACGCUCGGCGGCGUGUUCACGCGGAUGAUCCCGAAGAACACGACGAUCCCGACGAAGAAGAGCCAGACGUUCUCGACGGCCGCGGACAACCAGACGCAGGUGGGGAUCAAGGUGUUCCAGGGCGAGCGCGAGAUGGCUGCGGACAACCAGCUGAUGGGGCAGUUCGACCUUGUGGGCAUCCCGCCGGCGCCGCGCGGCGUGCCGCAGGUGGAGGUGACGUUCGACAUCGACGCGAACGGCAUCUGCCACGUGACGGCGAAGGACAAGGCGACCGGCAAGACGCAGAACAUCACGAUCACUGCGAACGGCGGGCUGUCGAAGGAGCAGAUCGAGCAGAUGAUCCGCGACUCGGAGGCGCACGCGGAGACGGACCGCGUGAAGCGCGAGCUUGUGGAGGUGCGCAACAACGCGGAGACGCAGCUGACGACGGCGGAGAAGCAGCUUGGCGAGUGGAAGUACGUGAGCGACGCGGAGAAGGAGAACGUGAAGACGCUCACUGCGGAGCUGCGCAAGGUGAUGGAGAACCCGAACGUGUCGAAGGACGACCUGUCCGCUGCGACGGACAAGCUGCAGAAGGCUGUGAUGGAGUGCGGCCGCACGGAGUACCAGCAGGCUGCGGCUGCGAACAGCGGCAGCAGCAGCGGCAGCGGCAACGCCGGCGACCAGCAGCAGCAGCAGCAGGGUGACUCCGUCUUUUUUAUCUCGGCCUGGAUUGUACGGUUACUGAAUAAAACAGCUGAAAACGCACGAUGA
Messenger RNA from Leptomonas pyrrhocoris, 2731 nucleotides. RefSeq names its product putative mitochondrial heat shock 70-related protein 1, mitochondrial precursor. Gene Ontology annotation, biological process: cellular response to unfolded protein; protein refolding. Gene Ontology annotation, cellular component: cytoplasm; mitochondrion. NCBI's taxonomy places the organism in Eukaryota, Euglenozoa, Kinetoplastea, Trypanosomatida, Trypanosomatidae. The transcript has a single exon. Gene Ontology annotation, molecular function: ATP binding; heat shock protein binding; misfolded protein binding. The record is from RefSeq and is a predicted model, not a curated record. Bases 713 to 2731 code for a protein of 672 amino acids.